AUUUUGCUAAUUUGUGUCUUGUUAGAGAGCUACAGGAAAAUGUCCACACUGGAGUGUCUUUUUUUGGUCGGUUUAAACCGGCUUUUACUGCGUAGACGUGGCUGUCGUAGCUGAGCUCGCUCUCCGUUCGCGAGCGCUCCUUUGUGUCCUCCAUUGCUCUGGUGACAGAUCAACGAUUACUCAGCGAAGCUAAAGCCAACAACCCGGCCGACGGCUAGCUGCUACAGUAAACGGUCACGUAAAGUGACCCCACUCCCAAACUACAAUCUGUUUGAUCUGCGUGUCCGUUCGUUACUCUUUAAGUGGAGAUAGCUGUGCGUCUUCAGCAUCGCUGUGGCUUCCGUUAACAGAAAGCUAAAGCUAAACCGCAGCACAGCCUACGGAAAUACUCUGCUAACACCACAGUUUCUCUUUGCCUGCGUUUAACGACACCUGACGCGGAAACCGAAGCCGACUCACAGAAAAUGAAAUUCUGUGGGCUGUGGAAAGAGACCCUGGUUUUGGCCGAGGACUACCUGUCCUUUUGCUGCACGAGUCCACAUCAAGCCCCUCCACCUCCCAGCGAAUCAGCCGCUGCCAUGAGGCGUCUAGGCUGGGACAUCGAAAGACAGCACCAAGCUCGCUUCGACAACCUCGCUCAGACCUUCCUGGUGCAGUGUGGACCGGACCACUGCCUCAGCCUCAGAAAGGUGAUGAAGGAGCUGGUUGGAGAUGGACACUUGAACUGGGGGAGGGUUGUUUCUCUUUUCGCCUUUACUGGAGUGCUGGCCAGAAAGAUCCUGGAGCAGAAGCCGGGGCUGGACCCUCGUCAACAGCAGGAACUGGGACAGGAGCCCAUGAGCUGCAGAAGGCUGGCAGAGACCAUAGCUGAUUACCUGGGAGAAGAGAAGAAAGACUGGCUGUUGGAUAAUGAUGGAUGGGAAGGCUUCUGUAAGUUCUCCCGCAGUGCCAGAGAAGUGAGCCAGGACUCAUCCAUGAAGAAAGCGCUGUUUGCUGCCGCCGGUGUCGGCCUUGCUGGGCUUACCUUCCUCUUGGUGCGCUAGCUGGCAUUCUCCACACUUGAUGCAUCCACAUAUUUUAAAAUUCGGCACGAUUUCGUAAACGUUGGACAACGUCCGGCGACCACUCUGCAAAAAGGGCCCUCUGUAGUGAAAGAACGUUAUUUCACAAUGUUACGGUAAUGUUUGCACAGUCUCGGAGCCCCUUAAAACUGACAUUCGUCGCUUGCCCCUAAAGAUUGUAAAACCAAUUUGAAUGCCUUUGGAAAUGUUGCAGUGAGUGAGAUCAGUUUACAUAUCCUGGCUGAUGUUUUUUUUUUUUCUUUUUUUUGCAGUGAAGGUAAAAAGCUUCAGAUUUUGAUUUCAUGAUCCUCUGUCCCUCUUUUUUUUUUUUUUAAAAAUGGUAUAGAGGCAUUCCAGAGUAAAAUGUAAAAUUUAAUAUAUUGUAUUUAUAUGAAACCAGUACACUGCAGUCUGCCGUUUGUCCUGAAUUCAUAUGAACUGUAUAAUUUUUGCAAGAUCAGCAACGCUGUUCUGUACUCCCAUGCAACGGUGCUAGAUAAAACAUUUCUUUGUCAACUUACCAAAAAGCAGGGACCAUUCUGAAUAAAAAUAGAUUACUCCUGGGAAAAAAAUAAAAUUCCUCCAAAUUAUAUUUUUACAUUGUUUCUAAUUUAUUUUGCUUUUUUAAAUAAAAGUGUUUAUUAAAUGUUGUCAUGUUUUAUUUUUUUCCUCCCCUGAAUGUCUGUGCCGGAGGUCAGGAGCGUGACAGGGAAAUGUAAAUGACAGUCCCUCCUUUCAUGUGCAGACACAUUUUCAUAAAUAAGAUAUAUCCUGCUGUCUCUCCUGUGCUCCUCCACUUAAACAACAAGGGUUCACAAAAAAAUCCAUCUGGUGGACGCUCAAACUCAAAUCCUGUUGUGCUGCACUAAAAAAUGUUUUAGUGCAGCACUGAAUAAAGAGAAAUU
Haplochromis burtoni (Burton's mouthbrooder) is the source of this 1966-nucleotide messenger RNA. RefSeq names its product BCL2 like 10 (gene bcl2l10). Gene Ontology annotation, molecular function: protein homodimerization activity; protein heterodimerization activity. Lineage: Eukaryota; Metazoa; Chordata; Actinopteri; Cichliformes; Cichlidae. Gene Ontology annotation, biological process: regulation of apoptotic process; extrinsic apoptotic signaling pathway in absence of ligand; intrinsic apoptotic signaling pathway in response to DNA damage. The record is from RefSeq and is a predicted model, not a curated record. Gene Ontology annotation, cellular component: mitochondrial outer membrane. The transcript has 3 exons. Bases 465 to 1043 code for a protein of 192 amino acids.